AUGUCCAUUAACGUAACCUCAAAGGACACGCUAGCUGAACUGGGAACUGAUGAUGAUACUCAGGACGACUAUGAUCCCUACAAGCAUCGAACGAUCAGCAAACCAAACUCCACGUUUGGCACAUUCGUACACGUUAUGAAGGGAGCCAUGGGUGUAGGAAUCCUAUCGAUGCCGUUUGCUAUUCGAAAUGGUGGACUGGUUUUUGGCGUUAUCGGAACGUUUCUGUUAGGAAUGCUCUACUCGCACUGUGUUCAUUUGUUGGUUGACACCGCUUACAAAAUAUGUAAAAGAGAACGUAUACCUAUGCUAAGCUUUGCAGAAACUCUGGAUCAUGCUUGUGCUUUGGGCUCACCUAGAAUACGACCAUUGGGGAAAAUAUUUAAGAAUAUUGUAGACUACUUUCUGAUGAUACCGAUAUCAUCAAUGAUCUACAUGGUAUUUGUUGGCUCGACCCUACACGACGUUAUCAAUGCUCGUACGGAUCUGGACUGGGAUGUCCGAAUCUAUAUUCUACUAGCCGCUGUACCAGCCAUUGGAAUAACCCAGGUCAGGGAAAUUAAAUAUCUCGUCCCAUUCUCAGCUAUAGCUACAACACUGAUAUUUGCGAAUGUCGUCAUAUCCUUGUAUUACAUAUUCAAAGAGCCACUCUCAUUCGACGACCGAGACUUAUUUCCAUCUUUCAAUUCGUUGACUACUUUCCUCGGCGCUGCAUACUUUGCAUUUGAUGCAACAUCUCUCAUAUUUCCCGUGUCCAAUCAAAUGAAACACCCGGAACACUACCUUGGAUGCCCUGGAAUAGUAAACGUUAACAACAUAUGCUUGGCCAUUUUGUACAGUUUUAUUGGUGUGGCAGGCUACCUUCGAUAUGGCGAUAAAAUUCAAGGCUCAAUAACGCUAAACUUUCCCCAAGAAGAGGAGUAAGUAUGCUCAGCUGGCGAUGACGUACGUUAAAAUAUUCUAGUAAUUUUCCUCCGUUUCAGCUUAGCGAUGGUUAUACAAGUAUUGUCAGCAGUGGCCAUCCUAUUCUCAAUAGGAAUAUUUUUCUACGUUCCCAUUGAAAUAGUUUGGCGAAGGGUACAUGAUCGUGUACCGCCGAAAUGGCAUGUCGCAGCUCAAACAGGCAUAAGACUGUUGUACCUUAUCGGUAUCGUAGGCAUUGCUUGCGGUGUUCCGGAUAUUGGAACCUUCGUUGGAUUCAUUGGUGCUGUUUUCAAUCCUAUCCUUGCGUUGUGGUUUCCAAUCAUUGUAGACACAAUUUACCGCUGGCCGGGAGACUUUGGAUGGAUGAAGU
Anopheles gambiae (African malaria mosquito) is the source of this 1291-nucleotide messenger RNA. Its product is annotated as proton-coupled amino acid transporter-like protein CG1139. Gene Ontology annotation, biological process: amino acid transmembrane transport. The transcript has 5 exons. Gene Ontology annotation, cellular component: vacuolar membrane. Gene Ontology annotation, molecular function: amino acid transmembrane transporter activity. NCBI's taxonomy places the organism in Eukaryota, Metazoa, Arthropoda, Insecta, Diptera, Culicidae. The record is from RefSeq and is a predicted model, not a curated record. The coding region runs from base 1 to 921 and encodes 306 amino acids.